GGCACACGCACACACACGCACACACACACGAGAAGAAGUAGAAGAGGAGCUCAAAUCCACGCGUGGAGGACGAGAAUACGAUGAAGAUGUUGUUUCCGCUGCUGCUGCCUCUUCUUCUGCUGUGCCUGCACUGUCCUGCCGGUGUGUCCGUGACAGUGAGCUCUCGCAAAGCCAAGGUGGAGGUCCACGAGCACACGGACGCUGUCCUGUCCUGCGACUUCCGCACCGAGAAAGACCAGAACCCUCGCAUUGAGUGGAAGAAGAAAGGACAGGCCGUCACCUUUGUCUACUUUAAUGACAAAUUCACUGGCUCAUACGCAGGCCGGGCCAAGAUGGAAGGGGCCACGCUGACCAUCCACUCGGUGACCGAGAAGGACUCGGGAGAGUACCGCUGUGAGGUCACGGCCGGCCAGGACCACAUCAACUUUGGAGAGGCCACCGUCAACCUCUACGUUCUCGUGCCUCCUCACAUCCCGUCGUGCGACGUUCCCCGCUCGGUGUUCGUGGGCUCCGACCUGGAGCUUCUCUGCAAGGACAAGCUGAGCGUGCCCCCGGCGAUGUACAGCUGGUACAAAGACAACAAGGCCCUGAUGGCCUCGGCCGACACGCCGUACAGCAUGGACUCGCACAAGGGAACGCUGAAGUUCAAAAGUGUGUCCAAAAUGGACUCGGGGAUGUAUCGCUGCGAGUCCUCCAAUAGCGUGGGGGCGCCCAAGAGCUGCGUGGCACAACAACUAAAAGUUGUGGACUAUCCCGUGGAUGUGACCUUUUUGAUAGCGGGCGCUGCAGGGUUUGUGAUUCUCACGCUCCUCUGCUGCCUCUGCGUGUGUGUUUGCCAUCGCCGAAGAUGCUGCAAGAAAGACAAGAAAGCAAAAAGCACCAAGUCCUACAGCCCCCCUCCUCCUCCGCCCAUCCACAGUCUCAUGAACUACAAACAAACUCAGUCUUUCAUGAUCUGACUUGUCCCUCUAGUGAUGUCCGACCAUCCAAAAGCCAACGUUUAUCAUUCAAUGCACUGGAAUGUUGUUGCCCACGCUGGUAUUUUCUUAAAAGACCAAAACCUAAAGCUGAUUUUUGUCACAUCCUUGCAGGUUCCCAUCCAUCAGGGAUGUGAAAACUUUGAUACAUUUUGUGCGUUAAAGAUGCUAAAAGCAAUCCAGUGGAGGUCGAACAGUGGAAGCUCGGUUAGCGUAGGCCUCGGUUAGCGUGUUUUUCGGUUAAUGUCGAAAAUUUGCACCCAAAUUUUGCCUCCAGCUAGUGUGCAAUAUAGCGCACGUCUCGUCGUGUUAUGAUGACACUCUGUGUUCUUCAUGUAUUUGAUCACAAAACGUCCUGAUUAGCAUCCCAUUAGUUUGCUAAUACAUGGAAGUCAGCUCCGUCGCCCGCCUAUGAUGUCAUCAGCGGUUGACUCUGUAGUUCUUUGCUAACAAACACAGUUACGCCACAAGUCUCAAAAAUGUUUUUAUAGUUUUGCUGUUACAGUUUUACAGUGGUGUGGAAGAAGUGUUUGCCCCCUUCCUGGUUUCUGAUUUUUUUGCGUGUUGGCCACACCUGAAUGUUUCAGAUCAUCAAACAAAUUUAAAUAUUAGUCAAAGACAACACAACUCAACACAAAAUGCAGUUUUCAAGUGAAACUUUUUGUUAUUAAAGGAGAAAUAUAAUCCAAAGCUACAUGUCCCUGAGUGAAAAAGUGAUUGCCCCCUAAACCUAAUAAGUGAUUGGGCCCCCCUUAGCAGCAACAACUGCAAUCAAGCGUUUGUGAUAACUUGCAAUGAGUCUCUUCCAGCGCUGGGGAGGAAUUUUGCAGAAUUGUUGUCAUUCAGCCACAUUGGAGGCUUUUCCAGCAUGAAGCACCUUUUUAAGGUCAUGCCACAGCAUCUCAAUGGGAUUCAGGUCAGGACUUGGACUAGACCACUCCAAAGUCUUCAGCCAUCCAGAGGUGGACUUGCUGGUGUGUUUUGGAUCAUUGUCCUGCUGCAGAACCCAAGUUGCUUUCAGCUUGAGGUCACCAACAGAUGGUCAGACGUUCUCCUUCUGCAGAAUUCAUGCUUCCAUUUAUCACAGCAAGUCUUCCAGGUCCUGAAGACCAUCACACUACCACCACCAUAUUUUACUGCUGGUAUGAUGUUCUUUUUCUGAAAUGUGGCGUUACUUUUACACCAGAUGUAAUGGGACACACGCCUUCCAAGAAGUUCAACUUUUGAGUAUUUUCCCAAAGGUCUUGGGGAUCAUCGAGAUGUUUUCUGGUAAAAUUGAGACGAGCCUUAAUGUUGUUUUUGUUCAGCAGUGGUUUUGGUCUUGGAACUCUGCCAUGCAAGCCGUUUUUGCCCAGUGUCUUUCUUAUGGUGGAGUCAUAAACACUGACCUGAACUGAGGCAAGUGAGACCUGCAGUUCUUUGGAUGUUGUUGUGGGGUCUUUUGUGACCUCUUGGAUGAGCUGGCUCUGCGCUCUUGGGGUGAUUUUGGUUGGCCGGCCACUCCUGGGAAGGUUCACCACUGUUCCAUGCUUUUGGCCAUUUGUGGAUAAUGGCUCUCACUGUUGUUGGCUGGAGUCCCAAAGCUUUAGAAAUGGUUUUAUAACCUUUUCCACACUGAUAGAUCUUAAUUCAUCACACAGGGUCAUGUAGGUUUGGAUUUUUUUCUCCCUUAAUAAUAAAAAGUUCAUUUAAAAACUGCAUUUUGUGUUCAGUUGUGUUGUCAUUGACUAAUAUUUAAUUUUAUUUGAUGAUCUGACACAUUUAAGUGUGACAAACAUGCAAAAACACAAGAAAAGAGGAAUCACACCACUGUACAUGCAUAGAAUAAUUCUAAAUGCAUAUAAAUGAUGACUGAAAGGGAGAAACGAACAUCACUUUUAUCCUCACUAGGGGCAUGAUUGUUGCCAAAGACACGAUGUGGCAGCCAGAUCAACACGGACAACACCUUCCUGUUUUGCCAUGAGUUAUUUCUUAAAUUCCAAAGUGUUUCUCACACCUUCAUUGGCUCCGUUUUGGGUUAUGUUGCAGCUGUGGUCAACAGAGAAGCAGUGACUUGAGGUGGGGAACACUACUGAGUUCAAGAAAUAACUCAUGGCAAAACAGGAAGGUGGUCUCACCCCCACGUCUUCAGUAAAGGUAAAAAUAACAUUAAAUGUUCAUUUAUCCCUGUCAUUCAUCAUUUAUAUGCAAUUUGAAUUGUUUUUGCAUGUAAAACUAUCAUUGUAAAACUAUAAAAACAUGUUUUUCCAAUUUUUGGAUUUACAUGAUCUCUUGUGGGAAAAAUUGAUUUGGUUAGAGUCUGACUUUCUGGAAGGGAUUAAUGACGCUAACCAAGGUUCCACCGUAAUUUCAUUUUUAGAAUAUGCCGAGGGCCAAAAAAGAACACACUACGGCAAUAAAUGGCCCCCCAGGCUGCGCUUUGGACGCACCCGCCAUACAUGAUUGCCAAAGUGGGUAAAGGACUAUUUCUGUUUGGUCUAUUCACAAAUGUUCCAAAUUUGUGUCAAUAUUAGAGUCCUUCUCUCGAAAGACUCAUGACGGCGUCCAUUAUCCGUAUUAUUCCCUCCUGCAUUCUAUCUAUUUUUGGAUCCACAGAAGCUUUAUUUUUCUCCCAGUCAUGUUCAUAUACUCUAUUUUAUUAACGUGUAUGUGUGUAAAUUAUACGGUAGUGCUCGUGUUACAGUUACUCUCUUUGAGCUUUGUUUUUCAUUUUAAGGCGUGUGAACGAAGAAAGAAACGAACGGGUGUCUGCAAACACUGAAUGAAAUAACGACGUAUCUCAAUUUCAAUCCUCAGAGAAUAGUUUGCGAAAAAGAGCUAUUCAGAUUUUUUCUUGAUUAUUUUCAAGCCAUUUUGGUGUUGUAGAAUUGUCAUCUCUGUUCCUUUAAUUGGCCUAAGACGGGAAAGCUACACAAAAUUAACACAUUUGUUCCUCACAACCAAAAAUGUCCCUUUGAAAACCUUUGAAAAUGCAAUUUUUGACUCCUCAUUUAUCCUAAUAUAAACGAAUGAAAUCCUUUGUUAUGAUUUCAAUUUAUACGACUGGCUUUCAAUUUUUCAUUUGUAUAAUUGUCCACCAGAUGGAGCUAUUCUUCCCCGGUCAAAAGCAUGCAGCAACAAUUUUACCGUUCUCUGCAAGGGUGCGUGGCUACUGAAAUGUGUGUGGAUUUAUGCAAACAUACUGACAAAAUCCUGAAAAUAUCAUUAGUACUCGAUAUGUAUAUUUCAGACUGAAGUAUUUUUACAAGAUUAACAGAAAAAACAUAAAUAUACUGUAUAAUAUUUUUACAGUAGUUUUUGGAAAGCUGACGUUUUUUACCUUGAGCGUGAGUUUUUGUUUUCAAUCGAAAUUGUUCCAAAAAAGUAUGAAAAUGAAUGUUACUGUCAAUCAUUGAGCCAUCUCAGAGAUGAAUAAUAAUAAUGCUAAUAAUAAUCACAUAAUACUUACAAUGUAGUUGAUAGAAAUGGUUAUUUCUUUCAGGUAAACAUAUAAACAUAUUGGCCUUUAAAGGGUUAAAAUCCCCCAAAUUGUCAUUUAAAAAAGUAAAAAUCAAUAACCCCCUCCCCCAAGUAAUAAGUAUUAGCAUGCUUCCACAUAGUAUGACUUACACGUGUAUACAGUAAUGCAUGUUGACAUGAUUAUUUUUAUAAAUGCAGCAAAAACGCAGCCUACUGUAAUUGGAUGAGUGUUGUAUUACUAGGCAUGGCCGCUAGAGGGCGACAAUGCACCGAGUGUCAGUAGCCUGAACAGCAGAAGGCCAUUGUGGUGCCAUUUUUUUCAUUUUGCAUGUAUGAACAACAGCUUUAAUUUAGGCUUUUUUGUUGCUUUUUUUCCUUAUUGCUGUCCCCAUAAAGGUCUUGAAAUGCAGUUGUCUCUUCUGGUAUUGUUUACUGUUUACGCACAUACUCCACAUACGACUGUAGGUAUGCAUACUUUUGAUUACAAUGAAUUUCCUAAUAAGCCUUCAUGUUUAAUGCUCUCUUUAAGGGGUUUCUUCCAUCCAAUUUUAGCUUGUGUGUGUGUGUGAGUGUGGCUGGGUAUCUGUCAAGAGAGGGGCUUAGGAGUGUGAAAAUAAGUGUGAGAAAACGACACAGAGAGUGUGUGUGAGUGGGCGCUGGCUGUCAAGUGACAUCUAUGUCAGCGCCGCUGGUUUAUUAAGACGCUGCUCGGCGGUAGAUGGAACCUCAAAAGUCACCUCCAUCUUUGGACACCCGGCAGCCCCCUCCCUGUCACGGCACCCUCAGGGUGUUGAGCUGGGACGCGAGUGGUUGGAAUCACUGAUGAACUCAUAAAACGACAUUUACACACCGUUAAAGUUUUGUUGACGGUGGCUAACCGGGGACGCAAAAUGGAGUAAAAGUUGUUUUUUUACAACAUAAAGUUGUUUCUCGUAAAUUUACGGCUUUAUUCUCAUAAAUGUACGACUUUAUUCUUGAAGUAUGACUUUUUUUCUUGUAAAUGUAUGACUUUAUUCUUGAAAUCUCCGAUUAUUUGAAUACUCCGUUGUGACAGGCAUUGCCUGAGACAGCGAUGACAUGUGACCUUUGGCCUUGGGCAAAAUAUUACGACUCUAUUCUCAUUAAUUUACGACUUUUGUCUUGCAAACUUGCGACUUUAUUCUUGUCGAUUUACAACUUUACUCUCGUAAAUGUGCAACUUUUAUCUCGUUAAUAUGCAACUUUUUUCUCCUAAAUUUGCAACUUUUUCUCUUGUAAAUUUUACGACUUUAUUUUCAUAAAUUAACAACUUUUUUUCUUGUAAAUUUCCAACUUUUUUUUUUGUAAAUUUACGACUUCAUUCUCGUAAAUUUUAAGUUUUCCUCAGCCUUCCUAUUUCUGAUCGUUAUGCCACAGUUUGUGUUAGCCCGUUAUCAGCUCUUGGCUCUUAUGUCACACUGACAUCAACGCCGUCAAUGCCUCUGGGACAUAGUCACAACAGGAAGUAGACCAGCGGCACGGCAGGGAUCACCACAGGAAACUUUCACUUCCUGCCCUUAACGGGAAGAAAUAGCCAUAUUUAAACAUUUAAAAGCUGGCAGACGGCGUCCCCUACAGUUUCAUGAAAUGUUUAUGCCGAGGUUCUGUCACACUGCCAAGAGGCCGUGCUGUGUGAAUGUGUUCCACUGACAAGUUUAUUACCAGUAUGUGAAAUUAAA
This is a messenger RNA of Dunckerocampus dactyliophorus (ringed pipefish), 6133 nucleotides long. RefSeq names its product junctional adhesion molecule 2b (gene jam2b). The record is from RefSeq and is a predicted model, not a curated record. The transcript is spliced from 10 exons. Gene Ontology annotation, cellular component: cell surface; protein complex involved in cell adhesion; tight junction. Gene Ontology annotation, biological process: leukocyte tethering or rolling. Lineage: Eukaryota; Metazoa; Chordata; Actinopteri; Syngnathiformes; Syngnathidae. Bases 81 to 959 code for a protein of 292 amino acids.